CCUCUUUAUCAUCUACCUACGACUAGGAGCAACAUCUCCUUCCAUUGCAGUUGAAAUGGAAGAUGAUCACAUCGAAACGUAUGACCUGAACAAAAAAAUUGACGAGGUUGAACUUGAACAGCCCCAUGUGACAAUAUCCAUGAAAAACAUGCUUGAGAAAUUGCAUCCUAUCAGUGAAGAAUGCAGCAUCUAUCGGGUUUCCAAACGAUUACACAAUAUUAAUGAUAUGGCUUAUACGCCUCAAGCCAUAUCCAUCGGUCCUUUUCACCAUGGUCAAAAGGAGUUUAUGGCCAUGGAACAACUUAAACUCCGCUUUCUCGAUGCUUAUCUACGCCGUGUAGGAAUGGGAAUUGAGGAUGCAUUUGAAAUUGCUCAGGGUUGGGAGACUCGUGCCCGCAAGUGCUAUGCAGAACACAUAGACAUGAAGAGCGACAACUUUGUGAAAAUGAUGCUUGUGGAUGGUGCUUUCUUAGUGGAGUUCAUCCGAAUGCAUUACCAAUGGGCCACUAUGACUCAACCCAAUUUAAAUUAUACAUUAUUCCAAGCUAUACAUGUUGACAUAUAUCGUGACCUUAUACUACUUGAGAAUCAACUUCCUUUCUUCAUUCUUGAAUGUCUAUUGGACAAAUGUUCGAGUUCCACUCCCUUUGUACUUUUUACAAGCACCUUUUGCAGAUGGUAUACGGGAGCGCGUGAGCUUAUUUCUGAUAAGCUUCUCACCAAAAAACCAAACCACUUGGUUGAUUUUUUAAGCUUUUACUAUGCCCUUCCCACAGUGACCGGAAAAAAUGACAAGCUCAAGUACAAUAAACGCGAGUCUCCCCCAACUGCAACCGAGCUUUGGGAGGCCGGUGUUGAGUUCCAAAAAGCAACCGAAGACAAACGACUCAUUAUGGACAUACGUUUCAAAGAUGGUGUUCUGUCAAUCCCUCAUCUUGAAAUUCAUGACGCAUUUGAAACCUAUGUGCGGAAUCUGUUGGCCUAUGAGCAUUAUCACAUAGGGGAUGAUGAGAGGUGUCUGAUCCAGUAUGUUUACUUUUUGGAUGAAUUAAUAAGUACAGAGAGAGACGUAAGUUUACUUGUGAAGGCAGGAAUCAUCACCAACAAUAUUGGCGGUAAUAAUGAAGACGUUUCGAAAUUGUUUAACGAUCUCUGCAAAGAUAUYAACAUUUCAUGUGAUUUUUACUACUACGCCGAUAUCAGCAUGGAUUUACAUAAGUACUGCGAGACAUGGUGGCACCGGUCCAUGGCUUCGCUGAGACGUGACUAUUUCAACACCCCAUGGGCUUUUAUCUCCUUCCUUGCUGCAACCUUCCUCGUUCUCCUCACUAGCAUGCAAGCAAUCUACUCUGCUAUAUCGUAUCACAAGUCAAAACCAUGAAUAUGCAUGUCCGAGUUGCUACCACUAGCUUUAUUUGCUGUAUUGUCUUUUCAAAUAAUAUUAAUUAUCUCAUA
Molecule: messenger RNA, 1455 nt
Organism: Momordica charantia (bitter melon)
Lineage: Eukaryota; Viridiplantae; Streptophyta; Magnoliopsida; Cucurbitales; Cucurbitaceae
Product: UPF0481 protein At3g47200
Source: RefSeq, a predicted model, not a curated record